UUGUGUUGUAAUCGGGAUCAUUAUCUUGAGUGCGCUUGACGGUUUGUGUAAGCGGAUAGGUACAUGUAAACAACGAUGGCACUGACAGUUCAGAAGUUUCAAACUGUAGGUCCUGUAGAACAAGAUGAAGAUGUCGAAAAUCAAAAUGUACACCCUAAUGAAAUAGACAUGGAUAGACUGUAUCCAAGAAGUGGACACAGAGCUGUAGUAGAUGAUAGUAAUAUGUAUGUGUUGGGUGGUUAUAAUCCUCGCUUUAGACAUGUUGAAAAUUCUUUGGACACAUAUUAUCCUUUAUUCAAAGAGCUAUGGAAAUUUAACUUCACUACUCAGAAAUGGACAUCAUUGAUAACAGAUGGUAUUAUGCCAACAGAAUUAGCAUCACAUGCAGCUUUAAGGUGUGGCAGAAACUUGUUAUAUUUUGGAGGUACAGGUGUACCAUUUGGUCACAGUAGUAGUAAUGACUUUUACACCUGUAAUUUAGACACUUUAAAGUGGAGAUAUGUGAAAUGUCGGGGUGAUAUACCACAGAAGAAAUAUGGUCAUGCUAUGGCAAGACUAGGAAAAGAUGUGUAUGUUUGUGGAGGAACUACAGGCUUUGUAUAUAAUAUGGAUAUUCAUAGACUAGACAUCUAUACUGGUGUGUGGGAGAAACUACAAGUACAUUCCAAAUAUACUCCAAGUAGUCGAUAUAGACACGAAAUUGUUAGUGAUGACUUUCGGUUGUAUGUUUUUGGUGGUGGUACAGCACACCUAGCUUUUCCUCUAGAUAAGAUCCCAGCUUUUGAAGUACAAUCUGGAAUAUGGCAGGAAACACAAACAAAACCUGAUAAAGUGCAUGGAUAUCCUAGAACAAGAAAGUGUCACAGUUGUUCAUUGUUUAGAAAUGAAGCCUAUGUAUGUGGUGGACUUGACGGAGAAGAUAUAAUGGAUGAUAUAUGGAAGUUAAAUUUAACUACUUAUGAAUGGACAAAGAUACCAACAAGUUUACACCUUCCAGUCUACUUCCAUUCAGCGGAUAUCACACCAGAUGGUUGUUUAUACAUAUUUGGAGGUGUAACACGUAUUGACGAUAUCAGAACGAACUGUGUACAAAGAAUCUGGUUAAUAUUGCCCACUCUCCAAGAGCUGUGUUGGGAGAAUAUGUGUUUAACAUUAGAUAUGAAUAGACUACAAAAACACAGAAGUAAAUUAUUUGAAAUUGGAGUUCCUAUGCACUUCAUAGAACGCCUGUGAUAUUUUACCCGUAAAUUGUGAACAUAUUUUAAAUAACAUACAUGUUUGAAGGAUAUGCGUUGAACCAUUGCACAUUGUUCACUAAUUAACUAGGUAUGAGUUAAAUUGUAAGUUUAUUGUCCUUUAAUCUAUAUUGCACUGAGGCGUAGCUGAGGACAGUAGUUGUAUUUGAGGGGACAAUAAACUUACUAUUCCACAAAUAUCCAGUAAGUAAGUUUUUUAUUCAAUCGAAAUGACAAUAGACAAUAAAUCAUUGGGAUAGAAUAAAUCGACUAUCGACAUCUGAAGCAGAAACCCAACCAUACCAUUUAACGUUUAAUCCCGUAGCUGCAUUUGAAAUUCUGCGAAAAUUUAAUGACUAUUACAGUCAUAUAGUUUUAUCAAAGUACAAUGGAUGGAAACUCUUGACCGGUUCACUAACUUUAGUUUGCGUCAAUCAAAUUUUAUGAAACUUAUACACGAUGCUUAUUACAACAAAAUACAGAUCAAGUUUGAAUUUUGUUGGUGUCACUGAUAGUGUUCUACAGUUAUGUCCCUUUACAAAUGUAAAAAAUGUCUCAAUUUUUCGUUUCCGUUCUCUAACUUAAGUUUGCGUCAACCAAAUUUUAUGAAAAAGUACACAAUGAUCAUAACCACAAAAUACAGAUUGGUUUGAAUUUUUGUGUACAUCUUUAACUGUUCUAGAUUUAUGCCAAUUUGCAAAACAACCAAUUGUAUAGUUUCAAGACAAUAAGUUGUGUAUAAGUAUUUCAAUUGCUCUGAAAUUGUACCACGAUGUUUAAACCCAUAAAUAGAAGGUUGGAAUUUUUACGCCCCACAUACGAUAGUAGAGGGGCAUUAUGUUUUCUGGUCUGUUCGUUCGUCCGUCUGUCCGUCUUCAGGUUUAAGUUUUUGGUCAAGGUAGUUUUUGAUGAAGUUGAAGUCAAAUCAACUAGAAACUUAGUACACAUGUUCAUUAUGAUAUGAUCUUUCUAAUUUUUAAACCAAAUUAAACUUUUGACCCCAAUUUCACGGUCCACUGAACAUAGAAAAUGAAAGUGCAUGUUUCAGGUUAAAUUUUU
Messenger RNA from Mytilus trossulus (common blue mussel), 2294 nucleotides. Its product is annotated as kelch domain-containing protein 10-like. The coding region runs from base 76 to 1233 and encodes 385 amino acids. Gene Ontology annotation, molecular function: protein binding. Gene Ontology annotation, biological process: positive regulation of stress-activated MAPK cascade. Lineage: Eukaryota; Metazoa; Mollusca; Bivalvia; Mytilida; Mytilidae. The record is from RefSeq and is a predicted model, not a curated record. The transcript has 10 exons.